This is a messenger RNA of Myodes glareolus (Bank vole), 1257 nucleotides long. The record is from RefSeq and is a predicted model, not a curated record. NCBI's taxonomy places the organism in Eukaryota, Metazoa, Chordata, Mammalia, Rodentia, Cricetidae.
GAGCAUUAGACACCGGAGGGGGCACCUGGGACCAACUUCGCGGAGCGGGGAGCCCGGCGGGGGGGUUGGGGGAGCAAAAGACCCGCGGCCUCAGCCCCUCCAAAGAACCGGGAGAUGACGGGGAAAGCGGGGGAAGCGCUGAGCAAGCCCAAAUCUGAGACAGUGGCCAAGAGUACCUCGGGGGGCGCCCCGGCCAGGUGCACAGGUUUCGGCAUCCAGGAGAUCCUAGGCUUGAACAAGGAGCCUCCUAGCUCCCACCCGCGGGCUGCCCUCGACGGCCUGGCCCCGGGGCACUUGCUGGCUGCGCGCUCCGUGCUCAGUCCGGCAGGAGUGGGCAGCAUGGGGCUGCUGGGGCCCGGGGGGCUUCCCGGCUUCUACGCACAGCCCACCUUCCUGGAAGUGCUGUCUGAUCCUCAGAGCGUCCACUUGCAGCCACUAGGCAGAGCGUCGGGGCCGCUGGACACCAGCCAGACGGCCAGCUCGGAUUCCGAAGAUGUUUCCUCCAGUGACCGAAAAAUGUCCAAAUCGGCUUUAAACCAGACCAAGAAACGCAAGAAGCGGCGACACAGGACAAUCUUUACUUCCUAUCAGUUAGAGGAGCUGGAGAAGGCAUUCAAUGAAGCCCACUACCCAGAUGUCUAUGCCCGGGAGAUGCUGGCCAUGAAAACGGAACUGCCCGAAGACAGAAUACAGGUUUGGUUCCAGAACCGCAGAGCCAAGUGGAGGAAGAGAGAAAAGUGCUGGGGCAGGAGCAGCGUCAUGGCUGAGUACGGGCUCUACGGGGCCAUGGUCCGGCACUCCAUCCCCCUGCCCGAGUCUAUCCUCAAAUCUGCCAAGGAUGGCAUCAUGGACUCCUGUGCCCCGUGGCUACUGGUUCAAGAUGGCUUUCCCAGACGCUUUUCUAAACCCGAAUACCAACAAUUCUUUUUAGGGAUGCACAAAAAGUCGCUGGAGGCAGCAGCCGAGUCGGGAAGGAAGCCUGAGGUGGAACGGCAGACCCUGCCCAAGCUCGACAAGAUGGAGCAGGAGGACCGGGCCCCAGAUGCCCAGGCAGCCAUCUCCCAGGAGGAACUGAGGGAGAACAGCAUUGCCGCCCUCAGAGCCAAAGCGCAGGAGCACAGCACCAAGGUUCUGGGGACUGUGUCAGGGCCGGACAGCCUGGCCAGGAACGCUGAGAAGCCAGCAGAGGAGGAAGCCAUGGAUGAAGACAGGCCAGCAGGGAAGCUCAGCCCACCACAGCUGGAGGACAUGGCUUAG